Messenger RNA from Saprolegnia diclina VS20, 1825 nucleotides. RefSeq lists its product as hypothetical. Bases 18 to 1643 code for a protein of 541 amino acids. Gene Ontology annotation, molecular function: protein binding; calcium ion binding; peptidyl-prolyl cis-trans isomerase activity. The record is from RefSeq and is a predicted model, not a curated record. The transcript is spliced from 16 exons. Lineage: Eukaryota; Oomycota; Saprolegniomycetes; Saprolegniales; Saprolegniaceae.
CGACCAUUGAGAUCCCAAUGGACGCGGCCGCCACGAAGCUGCAGUGCAUGUACCGGGCGCGCCUCGCGCGCCGGGUGGCCCGCGCCCAGCUGCAAACGAUCGUUCAGCGCUACUACGACGCCGACUCGGGUCUGUAUUACUACUACAAUGCGAUCACGCAAGCGAGCUCGUGGGUCAAGCCCAAGCUGCUUGGCAGCGACGACGCACCGCUCGGCGCGGUCAGCCACGAUUCCUCGACAGCCAUGAACGAGCACGAACGUGCAACAGCCCAUGACGCCGACGAGUCGACGGACGCUGCACCAACGGAGAGCAAACCCGCCGAGGACGCACUGCCGAGUGAGCCUGCGCUUAUUGCGGAGCAACCGCCGAUCGAAAGCGAGACGCACCGAGAGCGAGACGGUGCACCGACGGGCUCCGAGGUCGUGGCCAUGACAGAGACCCCAGCGAACGCAGCCACGUCGACGGACGACGAGCGCCGCAAGUCGCAGCACUUGAACGCGCGUGCAGCCAACCCGUACUCGGCGGACGAGCUGCGUAUGAUUGAAGAGCAGUUCCGCAAGUUUGACACGGACGGCAGCGGCGAGAUUGGUCUGGACGAGCUCCAGGCCAUGCUGCAUUCGUUUGGCGACAUGGCGACCAAGGACGACGUCCAAACGCUUAUGGACACGGUGGGCAUUGCCACGAACCACAUCAACUUGUCGCAGUUCAUGGCCAUGCUUCACCACCAGCGCGAGCACGAUACGUACUGUCCGUCGAUUGAGCUCGCGCUCAUGUUUGGUCCUGACGAAAUCGCGAAUUUGCGCUCGCAGUUUCAAGCCAUCGACGCCGACGCCAGCGGCGAGAUUGACGAGCACGAGCUCGCGACACUCAUGAAGAACCUCGGGCAAAACCCGCUCGGCAUGGACCUCAAGGCCAUCAUCCACGAAGUCGAUCGCGACGGCAACGGCACCAUCAACUUCAACGAGUUUUGUCAUAUUGUGUACAACAUGCGCAAUCAAUCCAAGACAAAAUUUGCGACGCUGCUGGCCCUGGGCGUGGCCAGAGGCCUUCUCACCGACCUCGGCGACGUCCUCGCCGCCACAAAGAACAAGGUGUCCAUGUGGUGGAAUGCCAAUCGGCUGGCCGAAGAGAAGCGGUUGCGGGCCAAACGCGAGCGCGAGCUCGAGAUCGAACGUCGGCGCCGUGAAGCGGAAGCCCGCGAACAGCAAAUCUACCAAGACGAACUCGACCGCCUUGACGCGCUCGAGCGCGAGCGUCUCACAAUGGUGCCCGGUCUGCGCCACGAGGUGCUGCUCGAAGGCGACAAAGAAAAUUACCCGAACCGCGGCCAGUACGCCCGCGUGCACUACGUUGGCGCGUUUGAGAACGGCAAAGUCUUCGAGUCGUCGCGGACCCGGGGCGGGGCCCUCGAGUUCAAAGUUGGCUGUGGCCACGUCAUUGAAGGGUGGGACGUGGCGCUGCUUCGCAUGAGUGUGGGCGAGACCGCGCGUGUUACGUGUGCGCCCAAGCUCGCGUACGGCGUCAAAGGUCGGCCGCCCAAGAUCCCCGGCAACGCAACACUCGUCUUUACGAUCGAGCUCAUCGCAAUCAAGGAAAAGGUCGUUCGCAGCGGCGACGACGACGGCAGCGACGACGACAGUUGAUGCUCUACGACGCAAACAACGACUGCUGUUGCUGCUGCUGUUGCUGUUGUUGUUGCUGCUGCUGGCUCCAGUAGUACAUGAGUGCUUGUUCUUGGAGCUUCCCAAGGCCGCCAACGCAUUUCGCCAAGAAGAACACGGCCCCCGGCGACUAGAUAACAGUAGUGUGAGCCGCUGACAACAGC